CGUCGUUUCUUCCUGGGGGAACAAUACCAGCGACGCAACUUCCUCAACAUGGCAGCUUCCUCUUCCGCCGAAAACUCGGAGACCCGCCGCGCUUCCUCCCGCAUCGCUGCGCGUGGUCCUACAACUGCUCCCGCUGCUAUCGCUCCUUCCUCGACUGCUGCAUCGGCGACCAAGGCUCCCACCAGCGCCUCGAAGAAGCGGUCCGCCGAAGAGUCGGCCGCGCCGACCUCAUCUAAGAAGAAGACGCCUGCUGCUACUGCUGCCUCCGCUGGAGGUGACUCUAGCAUUGAAAAUGCAAGCGCAUCGAAAGCGGCAAAGAAGGGAGGGCCGCUCCAAGUCGGCGAAAAGCUUCCGGCCGUGAAGCUCCAGACGCAAUCAGGUGCCUCGAUCGAUGCUGCCUCGCUCAAGUCUGCCGUCCUCUUCACCUACCCGAAAGCCAACACGCCCGGUUGUACGACGCAGGCCUGCGCUUACCGCGAUGCACACGCCUCCUUUUCCAGUCACACCGUGUACGGCCUCUCCAACGAUUCGCCCAAGAGCCUGGCUUCAUGGAAGGACAAAAAGUCGCUUCCGUACGACCUGCUCUCGGACCCCAAGCGAGAGCUCAUCAAGGCCUUGACUGGGUCCGAUGCAAAGACUGUCCGGAGUCACUUUGUCAUCGACGAUCAGGGAAAGCUGGCCUACUCGAGUAUCCAGGUCAAGCCAGUUGAUUCAGCUUCGGACGCUUUGGCUUUCAUUGAAAAAGCCAAGAAGUAGUGCUCUUCAGCUUUGCCCCACAAGCCUCAUGACCUUUAAGCUAAAUUUCAUCUUCAUCAUCGUCAUCAUCAUCAUCAUCGCUGUUCAAGACAUGAAGAAUAAGGAAACCCCUCUACGAUUU
This is a messenger RNA of Acaromyces ingoldii, 877 nucleotides long. RefSeq names its product AhpC-TSA-domain-containing protein. Bases 49 to 756 code for a protein of 235 amino acids. Gene Ontology annotation, molecular function: thioredoxin peroxidase activity. Lineage: Eukaryota; Fungi; Basidiomycota; Exobasidiomycetes; Exobasidiales; Cryptobasidiaceae. The transcript has 3 exons. The record is from RefSeq and is a predicted model, not a curated record. Gene Ontology annotation, biological process: cell redox homeostasis; cellular response to oxidative stress. Gene Ontology annotation, cellular component: cytoplasm.